This is a messenger RNA of Raphanus sativus (radish), 1722 nucleotides long. Its product is annotated as triose phosphate/phosphate translocator TPT, chloroplastic. Gene Ontology annotation, cellular component: Golgi apparatus; membrane. Gene Ontology annotation, biological process: transmembrane transport. Gene Ontology annotation, molecular function: antiporter activity. The transcript has 12 exons. Bases 254 to 1459 code for a protein of 401 amino acids. The record is from RefSeq and is a predicted model, not a curated record. NCBI's taxonomy places the organism in Eukaryota, Viridiplantae, Streptophyta, Magnoliopsida, Brassicales, Brassicaceae.
CUCUUCAGCCAUACACUUUAAGAUAAGAUGGGCCCCGCAGUCAUCUAACAUAAGCCAAUAAUCUCACGAUUCUUAUCUAAUCUCAUCUUUCUUCACCGUUAGAUCAUAUUACACUAUCGAUCCGCCUGUCAUAACGUAGACCGCGAAACACUUGAUCACGAAGUAUCCACUCUUGAAAACCACAUACUUCGCUUCCUUCCCUCUCACUAUCACAAACCCCAUCGGUUCCAAAACCACUGAAUCAAUCUCGAAGAUGGAGUCACGCGUGCUGUUACGCGCCACAGUCGCCGGACUACCGCAACUGAGACGACCGAUCGGAGCGAUCAACCGUCAACUCAGCACCGCGUCUUCUCUCACGGCUUUCGCUAAGCCGAUCGGAUCAGUCGGAGAGGGAGGGAACCUGAUCUCCGGUCGUCAGCUCCGACCGAUUCUCAUCCUCGAUAGCUCGCCGGAGAAGAGAGAGAUUCUCAAGCCGGUUAGCGCCGCCGCUGGAGAUUCAGCUGGGGAGACGAAAGAUGGGUUCCUCGGGAAGUAUCCAUGGCUCGUCACCGGAUUCUUCUUCUUCAUGUGGUACUUCUUGAAUGUGAUUUUCAACAUCCUUAACAAGAAGAUCUAUAAUUACUUCCCCUAUCCCUAUUUUGUUUCGGCUGUUCACUUGUUCGUUGGUGUUGUCUACUGCUUAAUUAGCUGGUCCGUGGGCCUUCCUAAACGUGCCCCAAUUGACUCGAACCUCCUUAAGGUUUUGAUACCAGUUGCAGUCUGUCACGCCAUAGGCCAUAUCACUAGCAACGUUUCCUUCGCAGCAGUCGCUGUCUCCUUCACUCACACCAUCAAAGCGCUGGAGCCAUUCUUCAAUGCAUCUGCUUCUCAGUUCCUUCUUGGACAAUCAAUCCCCAUAACACUAUGGUUGUCUUUAGCUCCUGUUGUACUCGGAGUUGCAAUGGCUUCGCUAACUGAGUUAUCAUUCAACUGGCUUGGAUUCAUCAGUGCCAUGAUCUCAAACAUCUCUUUCACUUACCGAAGCAUCUUCUCCAAGAAAGCCAUGACUGAUAUGGACAGUACUAAUGUGUACGCUUACAUCUCCAUCAUUGCUCUCAUCGUCUGCAUUCCUCCUGCCAUCAUCGUUGAAGGGCCUCAGCUGUUGAAACACGGUUUCAGCGACGCGAUUGCUAAAGUUGGAAUGACUAAAUUCAUCUCUGAUCUCUUCUGGGUUGGAAUGUUUUACCAUCUCUACAAUCAGUUAGCUACUAAUACCUUGGAGAGGGUUGCACCAUUGACUCAUGCUGUUGGAAACGUUUUGAAACGUGUGUUUGUGAUCGGGUUCUCCAUCGUUAUCUUCGGAAACAAGAUAUCGACGCAGACAGGUAUCGGAACUGGAAUAGCCAUUGCUGGUGUUGCACUCUACUCUAUCAUUAAGGCCAAGAUCGAAGAAGAUAAAAAGAAAGGAAAGACGGCGUAGAGAGCGGCGGUCAACGGUUGCAUAAACAAUUCUUCCGGUGGAUAAUAUAUUUAUAUAAUAAAAAGAACCAAAAUGCAAUAGUAUGUUGUAUGGUACAAUCAACCAUUGUUUUCGAGUUUUUCUUCUCUCUUUCUUUUAAAUAAUAUACUAUAUUGUUUUUUCUGCCUCUUUUGUUUCCAAUGGAGAACAUUGUUACCAUUUCUUCUACAUUGCUAUCAUCUUGACAGAUAAAAAGCUUAAUAACGUAUACUUUUGUUGCUCUU